This is a messenger RNA of Solanum lycopersicum (tomato), 1713 nucleotides long. RefSeq names its product UPF0235 protein At5g63440. The record is from RefSeq and is a predicted model, not a curated record. NCBI's taxonomy places the organism in Eukaryota, Viridiplantae, Streptophyta, Magnoliopsida, Solanales, Solanaceae.
CGAACAAAAGAGAAAAAAAUAAUAAAAUCUUCAUCCUUCUCCGGCGUACUUGCGAGAGGUUUAGGGGAAAGAUGCCGAAGAGGACAACGCACACAUACUCUAGCGAAGACGCAGUUACCGACGGUACCAACUCCGAUCUCUUCGUGUAUUACUGCAAGCACUGCAGUUCUCAUGUCCUCAUCUCCGGUUCGUACUCUCACCUUUUUCUCUCUAUUCUGUGAACAAAUUUACUCGCACUGUACUUUAAAACGAAUGAGCGUUAAUUUGGUUAGUUAUUUGUUAUAUUUGUUGAAUUUUCAGUUUACAGUACUAUGUAAAUCGCAUUUUUUUUAUUGUUGAAAGUUUUACUUCUAGAGGUGAGGUGGGAUGUUGAGGUUUAUGAUAAUUGGUGUGAAGGAACUAGUUAAAUUAUGCUAAAAUCUGAAAAUUUUGGAGAGUCAACUAUGGUCUGGAAGUGAUCUAGAGAAGUUCUUCUGAACUAUUGAGUCAUUAUGUUUAUAGUAGUAACUAGUAUUUGGUUAUAUGAUGGAAUGUGAUACAUGCUACGUUGAACGUUGAGAAUUUCUAGUUUCCAGUAUUAUCCGUUUCUUCAAAUUUGGACGUCUAAUGGUUUGUCGUCUUUUGCUUCUUGUGCGCGGAUUAGAUGUGAUUAGGUGGUGUAUAAUUUUUUCUUGUUAUUGGCAUGAUGGAGAAAAACUUCCUUAUGAUUAUAUUAAGAAUGAGAGAGGAUUUAUUGUUACUUUUACUACAUUAUGGCAUUUUUCUCUUUUCUUCUCAUUUGAGCCGAGGGUCUUUCGGAAACCGCUCUUUAUCCCACAAAGGCAAGGGUAAGAUCUGUAUACAUCCUACCCUGCUCAGACUCCACUUGUGGCCCGUUGGAUUACACUGGAAAAUGCCAAAAAGGAAAACCGACAAGGCAUAUGUAUUGGAUAAAAAAAAGUAUCUCGCAAGACUGAGUGUAGAUGAUGCGGGGAAAGUUCUUCUAAAGCGUGGUGAAGGGAAAAUGGAGAAACAGUUUCGGAUGUCCUGUAAGGGAUGUGGCCUGUUUGUCUGCUAUCGGGCAGAAGAAGAUCUGGAGACUGCCUCUUUCAUAUAUGUAGUUGAUGGGGCACUUAGCACUAUUGCGGCUGAGACAAAUCCACAGGAUGCUCCUGUACCACCAUGUAUAUCACAGUUAGAAGGUGGCCUUGUGCAAGUGGCGAUAGAAGUCGAGGACCGUGCCCAGCGGUCUGCAAUUACAAGAGUGAAUGCAGAUGAUGUUCGGGUCACUGUAACCGCACCUGCAGCUCGUGGGGAAGCUAAUAAUGAACUUCUGGAAUUCAUGGGCCGAGUACUGGGUCUGAAAUUAUCUCAGAUGACUCUCCAAAGAGGAUGGAAUAGCAAAUCAAAGCUUCUUGUAGUGGAGGAUUUGACAGCUAGACAAGUAUACGAAAAACUCUUGGAGGCUGCCCAACCUUGAGAUGGCUCCCAGAUCCUAAUAGUUUUUCGUAGUCAUUUUCUCCAUGUUUGUAACAUUGAAACUUCAGUUUCUCAAAAUUGAAUUCAGUUGUCUAUGCAUCCGUUGUUCUGAUCUUAUUGGAAGUUCUUGGUUCCUACUUAGCAGUACUUACCUGCAAGGGUUCUUUUUCCCCUACUAAUUUUCAGGGGAGUGUUUGUAUUCAUCUACAAAUGUCUUCUUUGCAACUGUUUAGCUCUUGCUGAUUUAACUUUUAA